This is a messenger RNA of Vitis riparia (riverbank grape), 1718 nucleotides long. Its product is annotated as protein DETOXIFICATION 27-like. The record is from RefSeq and is a predicted model, not a curated record. Gene Ontology annotation, cellular component: membrane. Gene Ontology annotation, biological process: xenobiotic detoxification by transmembrane export across the plasma membrane. The transcript is spliced from 8 exons. Bases 73 to 1545 code for a protein of 490 amino acids. Lineage: Eukaryota; Viridiplantae; Streptophyta; Magnoliopsida; Vitales; Vitaceae. Gene Ontology annotation, molecular function: xenobiotic transmembrane transporter activity; antiporter activity.
UCUUUCACUCGUGAAGGACGCCUCCUCUUUCUCUGUCUAUUUCUCUCUAGUCUUGUGAAGAAUCAUAAAGAAAUGGAGAGCAUCGGCGGUGACGAGGAUCUUAAUCGGCCGUUGCUACAGGAAUCAAAGGGCGUGGUUGUAGAUCCGGAGAAAGAAAAGCUUGCAUCAAGGGUGUGGAUUGAAUCGAAAAAACUAUGGCACAUAGUGGGUCCCUCCAUCUUCAGUCGGGUCGCUUCUUACUCCAUGAACGUUGUCACUCAAGCCUUCGCCGGCCACCUGGGUGAACUGGAGCUCGCUUCAAUCUCCAUAGCCAAUACUGUCAUCGUUGGCUUCAAUUUUGGCCUCUUGUUAGGCAUGGCAAGCGCACUAGAGACGCUGUGCGGGCAAGCCUUUGGAGCAAAGAAGUAUCACAUGUUGGGGAUAUACAUGCAAAGGUCGUGGAUUGUUCUUUUCUUAUGUUGUUUUCUGCUAUUACCAUUCUACGUGUUCGCCACCCCGCUUUUGAAGUUGCUGGGUCAACCGGACGAUGUGGCGGAGCAGUCAGGAUUGGUGGCUUUAUGCUUGAUUCCGUUGCACUUCAGUUUUGCGUUUCAGUUCCCGUUGCAGAGGUUCUUGCAAAGCCAGCUGAAGACAGGAGUCAUCGCCUGGGUUUCUUUGGUGGCGUUUGUGAUUCACGUGUUCAUUAGCUGGCUUUUCGUUUACAAACUGGAAUUUGGUAUAAUUGGCACCGCAAUUACUCUCAACUUCUCCUGGUGGAUAUUGGUUUUCGGAAUGUUGGGGUAUACCGUGUGCGGUGGGUGCCCACUUUCUUGGACCGGAUUCUCCAUGCAGGCCUUUUCUGGGCUCUGGGAGUUCGUCAAACUCUCUACUGCUUCCGGAGUCAUGCUAUGCUUGGAGAAUUGGUAUUACAGGAUUCUAAUUUUGAUGACUGGGAACUGGAAGAAUGCCGAGUUGGCCGUGGAUGCCCUGUCGGUCUGCAUGACAAUCAAUGGGUGGGAAAUGAUGAUUCCUCUUGCCUUUUUUGCAGCAACCGGGGUAAGGGUUGCCAAUGAGCUAGGAGCUGAGAAUGGUAAGGGGGCAAAUUUUGCAACCAAGGUGUCCGUGGCGACUUCUUCAGUGAUUGGUUUUGUGUUCUUCCUACUUAUCAUUGUAUUUCAGAAUCAGUUGGCAAUGAUAUUCACAUCUAGCACUCCUGUGCUUGAACAAGUUGACAAGCUCUCCUUCCUCCUAGCGAUCACCAUUCUCCUCAACAGCGUUCAACCAGUUUUAUCAGGGGUGGCUGUUGGGUCGGGAUGGCAGGCAUGGGUCGCAUAUAUAAAUUUAGGAUGCUAUUACAUCAUUGGGCUCCCGCUUGGAAUUGUGAUGGGCUGGGUUUUGCACUUUGGUGUUGCGGGCGUGUGGGGUGGGAUGAUUGUUGGCGGGACUGCUCUUCAGACCUUGAUAUUAUCCAUCAUGACAAUGCGAACCAAUUGGGAAAAGGAGGCCGAGAAAGCUAAGGCGGAUGUACAAAAGUGGUCCGCUCCUAGUCCAGUUGAUGAAUCCUAGAUAUGAUAGUAUUGAUGGUGGAGGAAUUGUAUUCCCCAGCUACGGUUAAUCCUAUACACAAUGAGUUUAUUUAUUCAUUUUUUCUUCUUCAUGAUUUUGUGGGAUAAAAUCAUGCAUAUUAUGAUUCAUGAUAUUUGUCUUUAAAUUAUAUUACACGGAAAUUAUGUUGAUGA